Coffea arabica (coffee) is the source of this 1617-nucleotide messenger RNA. The record is from RefSeq and is a predicted model, not a curated record. Lineage: Eukaryota; Viridiplantae; Streptophyta; Magnoliopsida; Gentianales; Rubiaceae.
ACGUGGGGCUACUGCUACACAGUAGCCGGGGCUCACAUGCACCGUCCACAGAGAGAGAGAGGGAGAGAGGUGGGCAGAUUUGAACUUUUGAUCAGAAAUGGUAGAGUAGGCACAUUUUGCAUGCCUGUACUGCUACCUUGGUAUUCUCAUUCACCACUUCGAGUUCACAACUUCUCCCACCAUCCGCCUCCACAUCAGCCCUGAUACAGAGAGCAAGAGAACGAUUCGGUUCGAAGCAUCCGAUGCAUUUGGGGGUUAAUUGCGGAGGAAGAUUGGGUACAAAUGUUAUUGCCGUUGAUGGCGAGUUUCCCUCGUUUUUACCGAAGGAAGUUAAAGAAAUCAAGGAUCCAUUUGCACGAACUUUGGCUCAGAGGAUUCAAAGGCUUCCUGUGAAGGUCGGAUUUUCCGAGAGUUGUAUAAUGAGCAGCUGUGUGAAGCCAAGGUUUCAACAUGAUACCGAUCCAGUGGUCCUUCUCCAUUGUUUCGACAGUUCUUGUUUAGAAUGGAGAUGCACGUACCCAUUACUUGAGGACGCUGCUUUGGAGACUUGGGCAAUAGACAUUCUUGGUUGGGGUUUCUCUGACCUAGGUUCAUCUUCAAAUCCUUACUCUAAUUUCAGAGGAGAGAGAGAAUAUAAUUUUUCUCUUAGUUCAGACUUCCUCCCUGCGAUGCGGCAUCCAAAAGAUAUCAUCUUUACCAGGUGCUUUGGAAAGAUAACAUCCAGGACGCCGCUUUGGAGGACUCACAUCAAAAGACCAAUGAUACUAGUCGGACCAAGCCUUGGUGCUGCAGUUGCGAUUGACUUUGCCGUCAACUUUCCAGAAGCUGUUGAGAAGCUGAUUCUUAUCAAUGCAAGUGUUUAUGCUGAAGGCACAGGGCUUCUGACAAAGCUACCAAAAUUUUUAGCAUAUGCUGGGGUCUCUUUGUUGAAGAGCCUCCCACUGCGGCUGUAUGCCAAUUUGCUAGCUUUUGAUGACAUACCCUUAUCAAAAUGCUUUGACUGGGCCAAUGUCGGCCGCCUACACUGUCUUUUGCCUUGGUGGGAAGAUGCUACUGUGAAUUACAUGCUUAGCGGUGGCUAUAAUGUUGUUAAUCAAAUAAAGCAGGUGAACAAGAAAGUUCUUGUCAUCUGGGGAGAGUGUGAUAACAUUGUCAACAGUAAGCUUGCAAUGAGACUGCAUGGUGAAUUGCCAGAUGCAAGCGUCCACCAAAUACCUGAUUGUGGUCAUCUCCCGCAUGUUGAGAAGCCUGAGAUAGUUGCGAGGUUAAUCGCGGAUUUUGCGCGGCCUGGGGCACCUAAAGAGGAGCAGGAGCCAAUUGUCCUGAACUCCGUUGAUGGGAAAAACACAUUCUUGUUCAAUGUUCUGAGAGUAGAAAAUGCCUAGGAGCAUUUUAUUUAGACUAGCGGUCUAGAAGACACCACACAGGCUUCAUGUAAGUAAUACUACAACUGUUGUAAUGGCGGCUUGUCUGAUUCUGGAUUUGCCGUCUCCUUGAAGAUUAAAAACCAUGGUACUAUUUAUUACCAGCUUAGUUCCUAGUUAUUUUUUUGCCCAUGUAUAUAUAUAUAUGCAGACAGGAUGGAGCUUUAAUUCCAUAAUUUUAACUCUUGGAGUA